Papaver somniferum (opium poppy) is the source of this 837-nucleotide messenger RNA. RefSeq names its product putative FBD-associated F-box protein At5g56700. Lineage: Eukaryota; Viridiplantae; Streptophyta; Magnoliopsida; Ranunculales; Papaveraceae. The transcript is spliced from 2 exons. Bases 1 to 837 code for a protein of 278 amino acids. The record is from RefSeq and is a predicted model, not a curated record.
AUGGCGAAAUUCCGAUAUUUAUCGACCAUAGCAAUGGACACAUUAACUGUCUCACCACUUUAUGUCAACGGUGACAACAAUGGGGCGACUAUAGUUGCUGAUAUAUGUAAAUGGAUCACCACUGCUGUCAGCCAUAAUGUUCAGGAGUUAACUAUUAAGAUAUGCAUUGACGAAGACUUUUUUGAGAUUCCUGCUUGUUUGUGUACUUGUAAAUCGUUGACAAAGCUGGAGAUGGUUUUGGGUACUCUUUGGGCUGACGAGUGCAAGGUUAUUCUACCUUGUACAAUGAAUUUACCUCGGAUCAAAUCAUUGGGUCUGCGGUUUUUUCAUCAAUUGAUUGGUGAGGAAAAGUUAGCAAAUAAGUUUUUUUCAGGUUUUCCUACCCAGCGGUCGUUGGACAGGGAUAGUCGCAGAUUAAACAAGGUGAAUCUUAAGAUUUUGAGUUUGCCCAAUUUAGAGUCGCUGGUAACUAGAGACUGUGGAUUUGAUGAUUUGAAUCUCAAUAUAUCUUUUCCUAAACUUAAAUAUUUUGCAUUGAAUGAUUUUAAACCGAAUGGUGAAAUUGAAAAUACUGGUGAGUACAAGCUGUACGCUCCCAGUCUUGCAUCCUUUGUUCUAAAAGGUUACAUGCCAACAAGUAUCACUCUAGAGAAUCUUUCAUCUCUAGUCAGAGCUGAUAUGCGCAUAUGGAUUAAAAGAGAAGAUAUCGGGGAUGGAGUUUUUCCAGAGAUUCGUGCAGAGAAGAAAGAAUAUUAUACCCAACUUACGUUGAGAUUUUUGAGAGGGUUUCAUAAUGUGAAAGUCUUAACAUUGAACGGUUCCUUCCUCAAGGUAUGA